This is a messenger RNA of Trichomonas vaginalis G3, 567 nucleotides long. RefSeq lists its product as uncharacterized. The annotation marks the transcript as partial. Lineage: Eukaryota; Parabasalia; Trichomonadida; Trichomonadidae. The record is from RefSeq and is a predicted model, not a curated record. The transcript has a single exon.
AUGAGUAUAACAACUAAUUCAUUGAAAUCUUUAAAGUUCACUAAUUCAGAAUUAGAAAAUAUUUUAGAAAAUUUUGGAGACGGUUCUUAUCCAACAUAUAUGCAGAAUGUGAAAGAGUUUUCCAGAUUGUUGAAUGAAUUUAAAUAUAACGGACCAAUUACUAAAAAGGCUAUAAUGAGAUAUUUAUAUCCCAAAAAAGUUGAAAAACAGGAGAAUAUUCCUCUUUAUGGUCCAGAGGACCUGGGCUCAGAGAGCCUUGAAACACCUCCUGAAUAUUUUGAAGAAAAAAUUAAACAAGAUGAAUAUUAUAACGAUGAGAUUGAGAAAUUGGAACAAUUAAGAAAUGAAAUAGAUGAAAAAAUUAAGGAAUUGAGAAAUGCUGAGAAUGAAGUAGAGGGUUUAAUGAAUAUCCCGGCUUCAGAAUCAGAAGUUCAAAAAUCACAUGAGGAAAGAUAUAAAAAUUACUUUUUGGAAUCUACUAAAAAUUUAUUAGAUGGUGAUAUUGACGAAACACUUUCAGAAGAAGGCACAAAAUUUAUUCAUAAACAUAAGUUACAAUUUAUUGAU